Molecule: messenger RNA, 2735 nt
Organism: Cuscuta epithymum
Lineage: Eukaryota; Viridiplantae; Streptophyta; Magnoliopsida; Solanales; Convolvulaceae
Source: the annotation of a GenBank genome assembly
AAAAAAACUGAUGAAGGUCCGAGAACGCAUGCUAGCGGGAUCGGUGGAGGAUUUCAGGGAGAGACAAUGGUCUCCCCACGAUACAUUGGGCCAUUUGUAAUUCUUGAGAGAAUUGGGGCUGUAGCAUACCGAUUGCAAUUGACUCCAGAAUUGGAGAAGAUACAUAACGUGUUCCACGUGUCUAUGCUUAAGAAGUAUAUGCCAGAUCCUUCUCAUGUACUAGAGAAACCACCCGUGGAAAUACGGGAAGACUUGAACUACGCCAUGCAACCGGUAAAAAUACUUGACAAGCAAGUAAAGAAGCUAAGAAGCAAGAAAGUUCCAAUGGUUAAAAUCCUUUGGAAAAGUGACCGAGUUGAGGAAGAAACUUGGGAAGCGGAAGCUUUAAUGAAGGAGCAAUAUGCAUUUCUGUUCGAGUAAGCAUUGUGAAUUUCGGGGACGAAAUUCCCAUUAAGGGGGGGUGAACUUGUGACACCGCACCCGGAUGUACUUGAAUUUGGAAUUUGAUAUAUAUUUGAAUUUCCUAACGAAUAAAAUCGCGUAACGGAAUUGGUAUAUUUAAUUAAUGCGUGAUUAAUUAAAUUAUUUAUCGGGUCCCUAAUAAUGGGAAUAGACUCCCAAAUAUUUAGUUGGGCCAUGGAAAGGGCAUGGAGUUGACCUGUUGGUCAAACGAGGCCCAAUUAUCGGUAUUGGUAAUUUAUCGGAUAACAGCCCGAAAUGAAUUUCGGGGACUCCUAAAUUAAUGUUGGGGAACAUACAUCUUCUCUAAAGGCCCAUGAUUAUGAGGAACGCGUGAUAUAUUUUAUUUGGCCCGAUAAAGUAAAAUAUAGUUAAAACAGUCCGAGAAAUACAACUUUCGGGGCCGGUUGUACACACCGGGGCAUAAUGGGAUGACCUCCCACGCGAGUGGGGGCCACCCCACGUUUUUGUAUGCACUAGUUGACUAAAGGGGAGCUGGAGGAACAUGAAUUGAGUGGCAUGUGCGGACUAGUGAGUGAGGGGAUGGGUAGAGACAAACCCAUACACCCCAUGUCCUCUCUUAGUACUAUUCUUGGUCUUUGAUUGAGAGUAGAUACCUCCCCCCUAUCAUUGAGAGCCAUUCGAACCAUACAAGGCAAGAGAGAGCUCAAGGGAAAGUCUUCAACAAGGUCCAAGAUUGAAGGCAACAUCAACAAAAGAAAUCCAAGGAGAAAAGAGUUGUUCUUGAGGAGUUGAAAUCGCCGGAAACCGCCAAGUAUAGGAGGCUGUUCGUAGCUGCAGACCACGAAAGCCGCCCACCUUUUGCAAAAGCCGCCCGGCUUUCGUCUGCUGGUUGGAUUUUCCACUUCUAAUCGACCUAGAACGAGGACGGAUCGAGGGGUUUCACUAAGGCAGCUAGUUGAGCACAUCACAAGUUUCAGGUAGGAGUUGAGCUCGCUACAAAUACUCGUUGCUUCGAGGGAGGAUCCAGGAGGGAAGACGUGGUUCGUGCUUCCUCCGUUUCUGUUUUUAAAACAAUUACAUUAAUGCUCAUGGAUAUUAUUUUUGAAUAAUUAUUUGAGGGCUUGUAUGCCCAUGUUCGCCAAAGUGUGGCAUAAACACUUUAUUAAAUGUUUCCGCUGCUUUAAUUAAUUAUUUUACAUUAUGAUUAUUUAUGGAUGUACUAUUGUGAAUGGUAUUCAAGACGCCUUGUAUGGUAUGGAUGAGUUGGACUGCGGUUGACUAUUCGUACUGUACGGCGGGUUGUUGACGUGUCCGGUAGGUCCGGGGCGUGACAUGCAUGGUUUGGGAAAUUCAGUCAAUCCAUUGAACGGUUUGGAAUGAUAAAAGGUCAAUCAGAUCACUCUGUCUUUUACAGAAAAACGAAAGCAGGUAUCACAUUGCUUGUGGUGUAUGUCGAUGAUAUUGUGAUUACAGGAAGUGAUACCGCAGGUAUUUUGGCCCUUAAGAAUUUUCUUCAUAGCCAAUUCCAAACAAAAGACCUAGGCUCAUUGAAAUACUUUCUGGGUAUUGAGGUAACACGGAGUAAGAAAGGCAUAUUUCUAUCUCAGCGUAAAUAUGUACUUGAUUUACUAACUGAAACAGGGAAAUUGGGAUCAAAGCCAAACACAACUCCCAUGGUUCCCAAUGUGCAACUCACUUCAGAAGGCAUACCAUUCGAAGACCCAGAAAGGUACAGAAGAUUGGUUGGAAAGCUUAACUAUCUCGCAGUCACUCGUCCAGACAUUGCUUACUCUGUGAGCGUAGUGAGUCAAUAUAUGUCAUCUCCGACAGUUAAUCAUUGGAAUGCAGUAGAGCAUAUAUUAUGUUACUUGAAGGGGACACCAGGACGAGGUAUUGUUUACCAAAAUCAUGAUCACAUGAGAAUAGAAUGCUUUGCAGAUGCUGAUUGGGCUGGAUCUAAAGAUGAUAGGAGAUCCACAUCUGGCUAUUGCGUCUUUGUUGGUGGUAAUCUCGUCUCUUGGAAAAGUAAGAAGCAAAAUGUGGUUUCUCGUUCGAGUGCUGAAUCAGAAUAUCGGGCUAUGGCACAAUCGGCAUGUGAGAUAAUCUGGAUAAACCAUUUGCUGAGUGAAAUCGGAUUGAAGACACCAAUGCCUGCUAAACUCUAGUGUGAUAACCAAGCUGCUAUACACAUUGCCAACAACCCAGUGUUUCAUGAGAGAACAAAACAUAUUGAGGUCGAUUGUCACUUUGUUCGAGAAAAGAUACAACAAGGAUUGAUCUCUACAGGAUAUGUGAAGACUGGAGAGCAACUU